Plasmodium malariae is the source of this 165-nucleotide messenger RNA. RefSeq names its product 40S ribosomal protein S29, putative. The record is from RefSeq and is a predicted model, not a curated record. NCBI's taxonomy places the organism in Eukaryota, Apicomplexa, Aconoidasida, Haemosporida, Plasmodiidae. Gene Ontology annotation, biological process: translation. The transcript has 3 exons. Gene Ontology annotation, cellular component: cytosolic small ribosomal subunit; ribosome. Gene Ontology annotation, molecular function: zinc ion binding; structural constituent of ribosome. The coding region runs from base 1 to 165 and encodes 54 amino acids.
AUGGGUUGCAUUCAAAAUGUUCACCCGAAGAAGUACGGCCAAGGAUCAAGGCAAUGUCGAGUGUGCUCCAAUAGGCAUGCAAUAAUAAGAAAGUAUAACAUCAACAUAUGCAGACAGUGUUUUCGAGAAAGAGCUGAUAUAAUUGGUUUCAAGAAGUAUAGAUAG